UGGGUCAAGUCAAUUUUCCACGAGUUUUAACAAGUUCUUUCAAACAUCCUUCUUCACAACAAAACACGAAAAGGCAAUUAAAAUGUCUGCCUCCGAACUCGCUACCAGUUACGCUGCUCUCAUUUUGGCCGACGAGGGAAUUGAAAUCACCUCCGACAAGCUUUUGUCUUUGACCAAGGCUGGUAAUGUUGAAGUUGAACCCAUCUGGGCUAGCAUCUUCGCCAAGGCUCUUGAAGGCAAGGACCUCAAGGAACUUCUUUUGAACAUUGGCUCUGGUGCUGCCGCUGCCCCUGUUGCUGGUGCUCCCGCUGCUGCUGCUGAAGCUCCUGCUGAGGAGAAGAAGGAGGAAGCCAAGGCUGAGGAAGAAUCUGACGAAGACAUGGGCUUCGGUUUGUUCGACUAAACCCCAAAAAAUAUACGAUUUUUUAGUCUUGUAUUAAUUAAAGUACCUUCCUUCCA
Schizosaccharomyces octosporus yFS286 is the source of this 459-nucleotide messenger RNA. Its product is annotated as 60S acidic ribosomal protein Rpp1-3. The transcript has 2 exons. NCBI's taxonomy places the organism in Eukaryota, Fungi, Ascomycota, Schizosaccharomycetes, Schizosaccharomycetales, Schizosaccharomycetaceae. The coding region runs from base 83 to 403 and encodes 106 amino acids. Gene Ontology annotation, biological process: translational elongation; cytoplasmic translation. Gene Ontology annotation, cellular component: cytosolic large ribosomal subunit; ribosome. The record is from RefSeq and is a predicted model, not a curated record. Gene Ontology annotation, molecular function: protein kinase activator activity; structural constituent of ribosome; ribonucleoprotein complex binding.